Molecule: messenger RNA, 486 nt
Organism: Phyllostomus discolor (pale spear-nosed bat)
Lineage: Eukaryota; Metazoa; Chordata; Mammalia; Chiroptera; Phyllostomidae
Product: myosin-9-like
Exons: 2
Coding region: 1-486 (161 amino acids)
Cellular component (GO): myosin complex
Source: RefSeq, a predicted model, not a curated record
AUGAAGAAGGAGAUGGAGCAUGGUGUGAGGUGCCUCGAGAUUGCCAAGGAGGGCAAGGGCACACUGGAGAAGGACCUGGAAGGGCUGAGGCAGCGCUACGAGGAGAAGGUGACCACCAACGACAGGCUGGAGAAGGACAGGACUCGGCUGCAGCAGGAGCUGCACCACCAGUGGUGGAGACUGUCUGACCUGGAGAAGAAGCAAAUUAUGUUUGACCAGGUCCUGGCUGAGGAGAAGACCAUCUCGGCCAAGUAUGGGGAGGAGCGGGACCGGGCUGAGGCAGAAGUCCGUGAGAAGGAGGCCAAGGCACUGUCUCUGGCCCAGGCCCUGGAGGAGGCCAUGGAGCAGAAGGCAGAGGUGGAGCGGCUCAACAAGCAGUUCCGCACAGAGAUGGAGGACCUCAGGAACUCCAAGGAUGACGUGGGCAAGAGUGUGAGUCCUGGGAGGGGCCGAGGGGGACAGUACAGGGGACUAAUAGUUGAAUAG